This is a messenger RNA of Mixia osmundae IAM 14324, 1980 nucleotides long. RefSeq lists its product as uncharacterized. The record is from RefSeq and is a predicted model, not a curated record. The transcript has a single exon. Bases 1 to 1980 code for a protein of 659 amino acids. NCBI's taxonomy places the organism in Eukaryota, Fungi, Basidiomycota, Mixiomycetes, Mixiales, Mixiaceae.
AUGCUGGUCCGCUCCGAGCAGCCUCGAGCAGACACAAAGCUGACAUGGCUGACGCCAGACCCGGCCUAUCUCAGGCACGCCAUCGACGCAUACAAUCCUCAGCUAGACAGCGCAAAAGUCGUGCAGCGCAUAGUGCACAAGAUCUCAGAACUCAAUCACUUUCAGUAUCCUACCGUCAUUCGCUCGUCGCGUGACGGUCAAGUUGACGAGCUGGCCACGCGCAACCGCGACUUGUGUCGACUGGCCGACAUCCUCCCGACGGCUUCGCUGGUGUAUUUGCGUGAUCUGAUCGAUAAGCAACGCCAUUCAUACUUGCAGGCGAGCGUCCUUGCUUCACUCUCCUCUCCGCCCCCGCCGGCCGUGAAGACGCGUAGACGGCUCACUCACCACGAUCUAUUGCAUUCGGUCGAAUACGAAGAGGAAGCGCUCGAGCUCCUCGCACGCUGCUACCCCAGAGAGUGGCGAUCGACUCUUCGCAGAGGCCUGCUAGACCACAAUGCUUUUGUACCCGCUCAUGCCGCGCUCGCGAGCUCCAUCGCCAGUCGACCUGUACCUCUCAUCACUCGCGCCUUACGCACUUUUGGCUUUGCGAGAACACUGCCUCCUCCCGCUGCGACAGACUUGCCGAGACACGAAGACAUCGGGGACGCUCAAUUGCGCGGGGAAGUGCAAGUGGCAACGCGCGAGAGAACACAGCGGGAGAAGGAGGCGCAAGAGCUCGCACGGCGAACGGCGCUCUCUGGCAGAGCUGUUGCUGCUAGGUCUGCUGUCGAAUGCUCCUGCUGCGCCGAAGACGUAGCGCCCGGCACUGCGCUCGCUUGCACUGGCCGUAGUCAUACGCUCUGCAUAAACUGUAUCAUUCGACAAAUUCAAGAGAUCACCCAUGGUACUGCAAGGCUCGACGAGUUGUUGCGCUGUCAGCUCGCGCUGCCUUGUUUCGGCAGUGCCGACUGCACUGGCCGGCUCGCGCGCAGAGACCUCGAAGCUGUACUGCCUGAGAGAAUUCUGGCUGCAUUGCGACGGCGCAUAGACGAGAGGUGUCUCCAAGAGCUGACGACUGAGCUCAGAAGACGAGGCGAAGCUCUGAUCACCUGUCCGUUCUGUCCCUACAGCGAGAUCGGUCGCACGGAAAGCCUGGCAAUGCUUCUGCCGUUCUAUGCACCCCUGCCGAGCAGUGCAGGCUUUGGAGCGGUCAUGAUCGUCACUGCAGUCUCCUUCUAUGCGUUGCUGCCCAUCCUGCUCAUCUAUCUGCUUGGCUAUGGACUUCUGCUGGUCACGCCUUCUUCGUCAGAGUCAUUCACAUUGCUUCACCCCUUGCAAGCGACCGCCGAAAUCGGCGACAAGCUCAGAGCUGCACUGAAGCAGCGCGAGACGAUCGCUUAUACACCUCGUCUUGUCUGCCGCAAUGUCAAUCCUGGUGGCCAUGGGCACUUUCCGACAGCUGGCGAUGCAAUGUACUGUGGCGUCACGACUUGCUUGCUCUGUUGCAAUCUGUGGCAGGACGGUCACAUCUGUCCCCGUGACAGAGCAGACGACAUGCGCAUAUCGAUUGAGAAGGCCAUGGACGAGGCCAUCAAGCGGUCAUGUCCCACCUGUCACACGCCGGCUGUCAAAGACGGCGGAUGUAACCGUCUGCGAUGUCCACGAUGUAGCCAGGUCUACUGCUGUGUCUGUCUCACUCCGAUCAAUCGAGAAGGCUAUCGACACUUCUGCCAGCAUUUCCGCCGGCUGCCUGGCCAACCGUGCGACGAGUGCGAGAGCUGUGAGCUUUACCGAAUGCCGAGCGAUCGAGAGCUAGCCCUCGCUGCUGCUGCUCGCGCAAGACGUGCCUGGCUGAGCGAGCAUCCUAGCGACUCGGACCAUCCGGACUUGGCUCGAGUAAGUCAACCUGCUUGGCAAGAUCCGGAGAUUUUCCUUCGAACCCAUUUCGACAAAUUAGUGUCAUUGACUGUGGCACAUCUUGUGAGUCUGCGCUUGUAG